Molecule: messenger RNA, 1927 nt
Organism: Aphanomyces invadans
Lineage: Eukaryota; Oomycota; Saprolegniomycetes; Saprolegniales; Verrucalvaceae
Product: protein disulfide-isomerase domain
Exons: 8
Coding region: 51-1136 (361 amino acids)
Biological process (GO): protein folding
Cellular component (GO): endoplasmic reticulum
Molecular function (GO): protein disulfide isomerase activity
Source: RefSeq, a predicted model, not a curated record
GCAAAUCUUUUUGGCAUCCACAUCGAUAUUUGUGUGAACGGCAGUGACUGAUGGCCCGCUUCCUUGCUUCGGCGUUGUGCCUGAUCGCGGCGAUCCUGCCUUCGCCUGCUUAUGCGGGUGGAGGUGCUGAAGUGCUCACUGAAGACACGUUUGACGCUCGCACGUCCAGCGGUGGUGUGUGGCUCGUCAAGUUCUACGCCCCGUGGUGCGGCCAUUGCAAAUCUCUUGCCCCUGUCUUCGACAAGCUGACAUCGGAUGAAGCUCUAAAGGGAAAGGAUGUCCACAUUGGCAAAGUCGACUGCACCGUCGAAAAGACCGUUUGCCAACGCUUCGACGUCAAAUCGUACCCGACACUGAAAGUCGUGACGGAAAAACUUUCGUUUGACUAUGUUGGACAGCGUGACCGUAGUGCGAUGGUGGAGUUUGCCCUUGGAGGGUACAAGUCGUCCCUUGGCGAGGACGUCUUGACUCUUGCGCAAUUCCAGGAAAAAACCAAGCGAGAGGAGCAGGAGCUCAUUGACGCCGAAAAGGCCAGCAUGGUCGUCACGUUGUCUUCCACGUCGUUCGACGAACACGUCCAUGAAAAGUCGGCGCCGUGGUUGCUUAAGUUUUACGCUCCAUGGUGCGGUCACUGCAAGCGCCUGGCUCCCGUGUGGGAUAAACUCAGCGCUGAAUUGAACGCAAAGAAUGAUCCAACGCGCGUUGGCAAGAUCGAUUGCACAAAAUAUCGUCGAGUGUGCUCACGCUUCAGCGUCAAUGGCUACCCGAGCUUGUUUUACGUUCGCGAUGGCCAAGUGUAUCCUUACGAAGGCGCGCGAUCCCUGGAAGGCUUCCACGAGUUUGUCUCGUCGGGGUACAAGAAGGUCGAGUCGACUGGUGGCAUCCCCAACGAGUCGUUUGUGGGUCAAUUCGUCGACACACUCUUGGAAUGGGCAGUCGAACACACGAUCUGGGCUGUUUUGGCAGGAAUCCUCGUCCUAGCGUUGAUCGUGGCGCUCCUUGUCGCCCUGCUCGACUACUGCAUGGGCGAUGAAGAGUACCAAGUGCCCCGCGAGCGGCUCCACGAAGCCGAAGAGCUCCUGCACCGCGCGAAUGCCGACCAGAAGAAGGUCGACGGGAAAAACAAAACCGACUAAUGGCGGCAUUUCCAUCGGUCUGCUCGAUUUCGCUCUAUGGUUGAAUGCUGAAGCACGCGAGAACGAUUGCUUGAUUCGUUCUGAGUCUGGAAUUCAACGCAGAUGGACAAUGUGCAUCCGGUGGUGCUUAAACCGAUCGAUCGUAGAGAGCGGGGGAGGAGUUGGGGCUGGCUGACGCCAUCAGCGUCGCAGGUUUGGGUUGCAAACCCGUCACAACAUGUACCGUGCGUAGUCCAUUGUGGUAUGCAGCGAGGAGGGCUCUCAUGUUAGAUGCACCGAUGAAGGCACAAGUCCGUGGGCACAUGGAUAAUGAUGAGGGGAAUCACGAGUGCGAAAAGGAGUCGGCUCAGCUGGAGGGGCUCUGGUGGUGGGGAACUCGCGGGUUGUCGUGUGCUUUGUAGUGACGGGAUGUCAUGCUCGUGGUGGGACCAAACACGUCGUGGGGGCACGGCGGACUUGGAGUGAGAGCUGUAGUUCGCUGCUAGCUUUUGUCAAACAUCCGCGACGCGGUGGAAAACGACUUGGGUGCGGCAUGCAGCUCCUUCCCUCGCUGACGGAUAGCGCUGACACGGACGAAAGAGCCUUCGCCUUAGACUAGCAUGCAGAUCGAUGCCUUGCUGUGCAUGCGAAAGCCAUGGUCGCGGAACGUGCCGUACGACCCUUCGUUUGAGGCCGCUGGUCCUACGAGCCCCCCGCAGCGCCCAGCGAGCCGAUCACGUCUUAGCUCACGCUACGAAGCGCCUCUUGUAGUCGUCAGACAGAGGGUCUUGGCUGUCUCCGUACAGCUACAA